UGUUCUACAGAUCAGUUCCCUCUUAGCAUUAAAGGGGAGGGGGUAUUUGCCCCGGUGAGCUUACACUCUGAUCUGCAGGUCAAAUCGCACAGAGCUGUGUAAAGAAGUGGCAGACCGUCCAUGUUGCUGAGCAUUGCUGGGGGCCCCUAAGCCGAUCUAUGGGGAGGGGGGAAGAGAAUAUUGUUCCGGUAUUUGCGGGACUGUCCCAGAGAUUUUGCUGAGUUGUUUCUGUGAGUCACCUUUUUCGACCCUCCCAGUAGCGGCGUGUAGCGCUCAUAUAUCACCUGCCGCCUGGGAACCGCAUUGACUCCUCCGAGGUGAGUGACUGGAGGCAGCUCCGCGCCGCUUUGCCAGUUUAACGCUGGGCGGGGUAUUGCUAUUUAUAGAGGGAAAUAAUUGGGGGUAUUGCUAUUUAUAGAGGGAAAUAAUUGGGGGUAUUGCUAUUUAUAGAGGGAAAUAAUUGGGGGUAUUGCUAUUUAUAGAGGGAAAUAUUUGGGGGUAUUGCUAUUCAUAGAGGGAAAUAAUUGGGGGUAUUGCUAUUUAUAGAGGGAAAUAAUUGGGGGUAUUGCUAUUUAUAGAGGGAAAUAAUUGGGGGUAUUGCUAUUUAUAGAGGGAAAUAAUUGGGGGUAUUGCUAUUCAUGGAGGGAAAUAAUUGGGGGUAUUGCUAUUCAUAGAGGGAAAUAAUUGGGGGUAUUGCUAUUUAUAGAGGGAAAUUAUUGGGUUAUUGCUUUACAUAGAGGGAAAUAAUUGGGGGUAUUGCUAUUUAUAGAGGGAAAUAAUGGGUGUAUUGCUUUACAUAGAGGGAAAUAAUGGGGGCAUUGCUAUCAUAGAGGGAAAUAAUAGGGGGUAUUGCUAUUCAUAGAGGGAAAUAAUGGGGGUAUUGCUAUUCAUAGAGGGAAAUAAUGGGGGUAUUGCUAUACAUAUAGAGGGAAAUAAUGGGGGGUAUUGCUAUUCAUAGAGGGAAAUAAUUGGGGUAUUGCUAUAUAUAGAGGGAAAAAAUGGGGGUAUUGCUUUACAUAGAGAGAACUAAUGGGGGUGCAAUGUCUUUAUUUACGGCAGGAAUUUUUCUGUGUAGGCAAUAUCUGUAUAUAGGGGGAAUAUGGGGGAUAUAUAUAAUGGGAGUAUCUAUUUUGUGGGGCAUACUAUCUGUAUAUGAGGGUAUCUAUUCUGUAGGGGCAAUAUAUAUAUAUAUAUAUAUAUAUAUAUAUAUAUAUAUAUAUAUAUAUAUAUAUAUAUAUGUGUGUGUGUGUGUAUGUGUGUGUUCUAUUAAAUCACUUCUAUUACAUCUUUCCCACAAUCCAAGGCAGAGGAUUUCACAACGCAAUACAAUGUGGGUCUGUGGGGCAAACACAUCACUGGCAAAGCUGGCACUUUGCUCUCUGAUGUUGGCCCUGGCACAGACUAGUCCUUCUGUGCCCACCUACCAGUGGAGAGACAGCGUAACUGGGGAGCUGCUGAUAUGCAAUAAGUGCCAGCCAGGCACAUUGGUGGCCAAGCAUUGUACAUCCUCUAGCCCCACUCAGUGCCAGCCCUGCCCAGAGAACCACUAUACCCAGUACUGGAACUACCUGGACAAGUGCCGUUACUGCAAUGUCUUCUGUGAGGACAGGGAGCGGGUUGAGCAUGAGUGUAAUGCCACCCACAAUAGGGUGUGUGAAUGCAAACCUGGGUACCACCGUGGUGUCCAUUUCUGUGUCCAACACAAAGAGUGUGGCCCUGGAUACCUGGUUUCAAAGAAAGGUACUGCAGAAUCAGACACAGAGUGUGCCCCCUGCCCUACCGGAACCUUCUCUGCUCAUCCGUCUAUGGAGAAACACUGCCAAGCCCACACAAACUGCUCUUCACUUGACCUGAAAGUCAAUGUUCCAGGGACCACUCACUAUGAUACCCUCUGUACCGGGUGCCUGGGUCACUAUAACCUCAAGGAGGUGAAUGCAGAAUGUGAUCAGGCUGUUCAGGAUUUUGUGGUCCAUAAAAAAUUGAGCUCCCGCCGCAUCCGGCGCCUUCAGCUAAGCCUGAAUGGUCAAGACAAGUUGGAGAGGGAGGCCGAGAUUUACAGGAAACUUAGAUAUUCCCUGGCGCACCUAAAGGCCAGUCAGCCAGACAAACCCCUACUGCCAACACUUUUGCCAAUCCUGCGCAAAGCCAGACUGGGUCACUUGGAAGAGGAGUUACGGACCCGCUUCUUGCAGCCCCCGAACAGCUUGGUGUAAGAAAUGAACAGAAGGUUCCUUCUACAUUAACUGGGAAGUCGCAAGUGUCACCCUGUUGCUACUGAGCCUCAGCUCUAGGAGAACCCCCUGUAAAACCUCCAUGGGCUGCACAGACAUUCUCCCAUGUUGGGGUUUCAGAAGGCACCAAAGCGGGGUUGUCGUGGAUUCUGUCGAACUUUAACCAGGUUUCGUCUCCCUGCAGAGCCCUUACAACUGCAUUAUAGAGAGAGCACUGAAAGAUAGCUUUAUAAGAAAAUACUAUUUUUCUAUCAUAAUAAAAGCACAAUUGUUUGUUUUGUA
Xenopus laevis (African clawed frog) is the source of this 2513-nucleotide messenger RNA. It is a transcript of the gene tnfrsf6b.S, whose product is annotated as TNF receptor superfamily member 6b S homeolog. The record is from RefSeq and is a predicted model, not a curated record. The transcript has 4 exons. Bases 999 to 2213 code for a protein of 404 amino acids. Lineage: Eukaryota; Metazoa; Chordata; Amphibia; Anura; Pipidae. Gene Ontology annotation, cellular component: extracellular region.